Trichobilharzia szidati is the source of this 3189-nucleotide messenger RNA. The record is from the annotation of a GenBank genome assembly. Lineage: Eukaryota; Metazoa; Platyhelminthes; Trematoda; Strigeidida; Schistosomatidae.
AUGACAGUGAGUGUUGAGAACGAGGCGUAUCCAAUACGGAAAGAACCUACAGUUACACCGUCGUUUAUCACAACGCUUAAUGAAGAUGGUGAAAAUGACGUCUACGACGAAUGUGAUCAUUCUGCAGUCAAAUCAGAACAGAAAUCAAGUGCAAAGCUGCAAAGUUCUGAAGACUUAUUGGUUAUACCAAGUUCUCAUGGAAUACCACAUAUUUUUGGGAAUUCAUCGCUUACAAGACAAAAAAGUGUUCUUUUGCCAUCAAUGAAAUCUAAUUUAGAGAAAAUUCGAUUUCCAUCAGUUGACAGAAUUGCGUCCACAGGCACCAAUAAUAAACGCCAUUCAAGGAGUUCAACAUCUACAUGUUCAAGCUAUCGAAGUACUGUCAGCAGUAUCACUCGAUUCGACAUCGACGAAAUAAUAUUUUCACUUCGUGAGAAAGCGCGUCACAACUUUCGUGAAUUACGUCACAAUUUCAUCAUAAAUGAUCCUAUGGGAGUUGGAAAUAUACGAAGAGAAGCACUAAGUCGUGUAUUAACACGUUUGUUAUAUUGGCCGGUUAAACAGAAAUAUGUUAUCCAACUACUCAGCCAACUCGGUUUCCCCAGAAGUAAAGAGAUUAUCAGCUUUACAGAAUUUUAUGCUGCAUUGAACCCACGAAAUGCUGAUGACUGUAGUCCACUUUUACUGACAAAAGAGAAUACUAUCGGCGGAAAAGAAUUCUCAUCAAAUAACAAUAAUAAACAACUUGUUCCCUUGUCACAAGUGAAUACCAAUCAGGUUAAUGGUCAUAGUAACAAUAGUAACAAUAUACUUGCAUUACGAACACCUUCUGAUGAAUUAAUCCCUAAUAGUACAAAACAGGAAAGUAGUCAGAAUUGGUCGUUUAUUACAGAAUUACCUCCACAGUACAGUACAGCUAGACCUAGUCUGUUAGCUCAUCAAGUUAUGGGAAUUCUUCGACAGAAUUUAAUCAAAGGGUCACUGCAAUUAGACAAUCUAUUCAACGUGAAUAAUUAUGAUGGAGAAAAUCAAUUAAUUCAUCGGAAUGAAUUUUUCCAAAAAUUAUCCCAGCUUGGAUUACAUAUGUCCAAUAGUGAAUUUAUAAAAUUCUGGAAAAGAUUUAAUCCAAAAAAUGAGUCAAGUAUACCAAUUGAAUAUUUUCUACAGCAUAUGAAUUUGAUUAGUAAUCGCAAUAAUGAAUUACAAUCGAAAAAUACACUUUUAGCAAUCACCAAUGUUGACGCAACACCACCGAAUCAAUCGCAAUUACUAUCAGCCACCGAUAUUAUUUCAAAUUUAAAUCGAAAAUUUCGUAAAGGAUAUCGUAAAGCAUUAAAGGCUAUUGAAAUUUGUACUAAAAAUUAUAUCAGUAAUUUGGAGCGGAAUUCAAAUUCUUUACAAAAUAACAAUAAUUUUAAACUGCCUGAAGGUUUUACAAAUGCAGAUAUCUUUUUAGAAGUUUUAAAGUAUUUAAAACUGCCUAUUUUAGAGAAAAUACAAUUAGGAAAAUUUUUUUCACGUUAUGGAUUAACAGUUACUAAUAACAGUUUAUUACCAUAUGCUGAAUUAUUUCGACGAUUUCAAGAUCGUUCAGAAGCAGGUGUUGUGCACCAGUUGUUAACAGAUACACUGAUCUCAAAGAAAGUGUCGUCUUCUGAAAGAGAUGAAAAUAUUAUCAAGCUUGAACGUGAAAUGACUCGGAAAUUUCAUAGGGAUUUUUUAACACUACUUAAUACACUCAGAAAUUUUGAUCCAAAUCGUUCAGGUAUUGUUAGUCCAUCAAAUUUUCGUAUAAUUUUAUUCAAUCAUUAUGGAUAUGAAUUCAGCGAUGAAAAGUUUAAAGAAUUCCUUGACCAUUUACCAUUAGACUUAGACGGAAAUAUAAAAUAUGCUGAAUUUAUGCGACAGUUUGAUUCUAAAAUCAAAACAUCAGAACCAUCUUUCGAGAAACAAUCCAUCAAAAACCAUGAAGUCAAAAGUCCUCAGAUUUCAUCGAAUCUUAAAUCGGAUAACAAACCCACAAAUGAUUCGUCAACUGAUCAUAUCGAGUCUGAAUCGACCAGCAGAUCUCAAACAACAUCGACUGAUACUAAACUUCAUCAUCGUACAAUGAGUGAAUUAAAACAAAUUAUUCAAGAAGUAUUGAAAUCAAAACCUCGGGAAAUUGAGAAACGUUUUUAUGAAUUAGAUGAAUAUAAUUCAGGCAAAUUAACACAAGAACAAUUAUAUCAAUUACUUAAACUCUCCAAUAUUGAACCAGAAAUAACACGUGGUGAAAUAAGACAACUUUGGCCAGAAUUCUUUGUUGAUCGAAAGCAUUGUCUAUCAUUUCAUGAAUUUAUACGACACUUUUUAUAUCGUAAAUCAGAUGCUGCCUAUCCAAAUGCAAAGCUGGUUCCACCAAGAUUAGGCGACGCUGAUCUAAUGCCAUGUUCAAAUAAGCUGAAUGGUGUCACUUGCUUGAUCAAAGAUUCAUUGCGUGCAAAAAUAGAUUUUAUGUUUGAUCGGUUGUAUAAAGAGUUUAUUGAAAUGGAUCCCAAGGGGACAGGUUUUAUUACACAUAAUCAAUUGAUUGAAGUGUUAACAGAAUUAUGCCUGCAAGUAUCCGAUAGAGAAUUAGACGACUUAAUUGAGAAAUUUGAUAUACACAAAAAUGGAAAGAUAUCUUAUCUUGCUUUAUUACAACCAUUUGUAAGGAAUCGUUUAGUCAAAUCAAAUUUAGACAAUAAAAAAUCAAUAAAUUCACUGACCAAUCAAAUAUUACGCGGAAAUCAAUUGAAUCAAAUCAAUUCACCACUAUUGCCUAUUUUAAAUGAAGUUAAACCAAAAGUACCGUUAUCUCGUUUGAACUGGAGUAAAAUGCGUCGGACAAUGCAACAAGCUGAUAAAACAGGCUGUGGUCGACUAGAUGCACCAGUCUUUAGAGAUAUUUAUCAAAAUGCUACAGGUGUUCGACUGACAGAUGAACAAGUUUAUCAACUGUUAACAAAACUUGAUCCUGAUGUAUCUGGUACGCUGCCUUAUAUACGCUUACUUGAAGAUACACAAGCUAUUUGCAGCUGUAAGGAGGAUGAAGCAAGUCAGAUGAAGAUGUCUGGGGUGGAUAAUGAUGAUGACGGCGACGACAACGACGUUGAUGAAACGACAGAAGAGAAUCGUAGGAACAAUAAAAUAGUCAAUCAUUCAUAA